This is a messenger RNA of Penicillium digitatum Pd1, 4065 nucleotides long. RefSeq lists its product as uncharacterized. The record is from RefSeq and is a predicted model, not a curated record. NCBI's taxonomy places the organism in Eukaryota, Fungi, Ascomycota, Eurotiomycetes, Eurotiales, Aspergillaceae.
AUGCGUCUCCACCUUGUUAUUUCGCGCCAUGGCCUGCCAGUCACGCGCAUUCUCUGGACGACGACUUCGUCUACUUCGAUGCUAGGCGAAUAUGGGACUCAACGCCCUGCAUCAACCGCGGCUGUCGCAUCGUCUCGCGCCCCGAACAUCGCCUUCUCGAAUGGUGGGUACACGGUCGCACAGCUCCUCGAGGAUGUGAACGAAGUUGUGCCGCUGGAAACGGAGCCUAGUAUCUUGGACGCGGAAUUCAGUGGCCAGUGGGGAUUGGAAGAUUAUGUUGUCGAAGUUGCUGGCUCGGAAUGUCUCCAUUUUAUGGAGGUCGACGGCUUACUCCGAGAUGGAGACGAAGUUGUUAUCCGCGCCCUUCAACUAGCAGAUCUCCGGACCAGAAGACUGUGUGGUCGCCACCAAAUUACUGCCGAAGGUAAGCAUCUAAUCGACGGGGUGCCUUUCGGGUCACCGUUCUUGAAAAGAACUACCUCCACACGUCCUGCAAUUACCAUACCCCCAAGGAAGAAGCGGCGGACCGUCUUUUCUGGCUGGGGGCACGCUCCAGAGUUUGUGGCCGAGGGAGCCCACGCUGACGAGGAAGGUGAUGGAGAGUGGCUUCCACCUCAAAACACCGGGCUCGGAAAGGAGCUUUCGAUAAUUCCCGCCGAGCAUGAAGACUCCCUGGCUACGGUUAUUCGUCACCCUGUUGACCACACCGCGGAAUCUGACAGUGAAUCGAGUGUAUCUGACAUGCCUGAAAUUGUGGAGGAUGAAUUGGAAAGCGAACUCCAAGCGCUCAAAGAUGACUUCGAAGAAGCUUCUCAAUUUGUUGAUAUCAGGAAUCAGACUCGGAAUGCUAGUGGACACCCACUACGUGCUACCUCGAUAGUCAAUCGGCCAACUUCCAAGGGGUCACUUGCAGCUGCCUCGUCUCUCUCCAGCAAGCGCUCUCGCGCAGACGACUCACCUCCUAGGAUCUCCAAGGCUGUGAGGUUCAACAAGGGAGAUGACCAGGAGGAUGAGAAUUUGCCUGACCUAUCAAAACCAGCGCAAGUUCUGCAGGCCCUACAUAUCAAGGAUAGUGCUGCCGAAACUUCCGAUUCUGAUUCUUCUGAUUUAUCCGAUUCAUCUACGUCUUCUUCUGACAGCGAUUCUGAGGAAGAUUGCAAUGAUAAAUCUGACGAUGUUAACUCUACAAGUGAGGUAAAGCCCGCAGGGGAGGCGCUUGAGUCAGAUUCAUCUUCAAGCUCCGAAGAAUCUGACUCAUCUGACUCGGACUCAGAUUCCGAAGAGGAAGCUGGCCUACCUGUAGAAAAGGCGCAACGGCUGGUUUCAGUGGGUGCUCCUGGCGAAGGGUCCAUACGCACCAAAAAGAGUAACAACCGCAUGAAACUACGCCGCCGUCUAUCCAAGCUCAAGGAGCUAGGUGCUCUCCCCCAACAAGCAGGCUUUGAUGCAUUGCGGGAGUGGGAGGACCGCCACGGAGGCUGGUAUACUCCGGAACAAAAUCUUAAGCCCGAGCAAUUGGUAAAACCCCAACAACCUGUGGAACCGGAGCAAGAGUCUACUGAAUCUUCCAACAAGAGACAAAAGAGAGAGAAAAAGGAACAGGAGCAGAAAGAGUUCGAAGCCAGACGCCAGAAACUGCUCCGCGCUCUUGCGUUGGGUAAUGGUGUUGAUGUAAGCGAAAUAUCAGAGAAAGGAAAUCUCCCGCCUGCUACAUCUACCGUUGGGGAGACCCCUAUUUUAGAAGAAGUGCCCGGCAAGGAUCAGCCGGAACAGGAACCUUCGAACCGACGUACCCUGGACAUAGCUAGCUCACGACGCAUGCUCUUUGGAUCUCUGGGAAUGCGAACCCCGAAGACCAAGGAAGACGAAGAAGAAACGCGGAGAAAGAUCGCUGCUAAAGCUAGUGCGUGCGGGCCCCGACACAAAUUUUCCAAGCGAGACACCCAAGAAGAGACAGACCACAUACAAGAGGAAGAAGAUGCAUCCGACGUUGAUUGGCAAAACAAACUUGUUAUCUGUGCUGUCGAGUGUCUCUAUCCUCAAGUUGACAUGACCGCGCCUCCUUAUCCUUUUGUUCAACGCUGGGAUCAAGAAGCCAAUGCAUUGAUCCGUGAGCUCAAAGGCCCCAACAAGAAGCGCAAGAGAAAGCAGCGUGUCCAGUUUUACGAAGAAUAUGAGGAGCAAGGGGAAUACGAUGAAAUUGGGACUUACUACGGCCAUGAUGAGCAAUAUCAAGGCGGAGAUGACCAAGCCAAUCACGUGAGUCAUUACGAAGGUGAGGCUGAUCCGCAAUAUGGGGGUCACUGGGAAGGCGAAGCUGCUCCUUACUAUGAAGGCCGUUAUGCAGGCGAAGCUGAAGGAGAUCAGAUCAACUAUGACGAUGCUCCUGAACCUGAAAGGGCCACCUUCGAUGACCUCCCUCCGCCUCCCGCCGACAUGAGUUCUGUACCUGAUUUGACUGAGAGCGAAGCGAGGGUCGGCGCAAUUAUCGCAUUCCGACAGCUAGACUUAUCCAAAGCCACGAACUGGCAGCCUCAGCUGUCUGAGUACCGCGUAGCUGAGGUACGCUCUGUCAAAGACAAUGGGGUGAUUAAUGUACUACUGGCCAAGCGAGACCGAAAGGCACCUUCCGCAUCCAGCGAGUUUGACGAGCCCCGUCAAUUCAGCAAGUUUGAAGUACCAGACCUAGCCAACGACGAAGGAGAGGAUGAUGGCUAUCGCGAGCUUGCCUUUGCGGAACUCAGCGAUCCGAAGCUUCUCCAAGCUGCAGCGCGGUCGGGUGCAGAUUCUGAGGACCAGAACAAAAGCCGAGAAGGUAGCAUUGUCUCUGUAGUUCAAGAAUCCGCUCCGAAUGCCCAAAAAGCCCUGUCUGACGAAAUGUAUCUUGAUGACACAACCUUUGCCACCAUCGGAAAUGAAGUCAGCCGUCUUGAAUCCCUUCCUGAAUCCCCGGGUAUGCCCGAUGAACCUAUCCAACAGACUCCUGGCAGAGGUGUGCCACAGAUCCAAGUCCAGAGAGGAUCCGAUGAGCGCAGCAUUACACCUCCGAUCCCUUCGCCCUCUUUCACUGGAUUCCACUCCGCUCGAUCCUGGCAGCAAAUGACCCCUGGUGUUAAGCUCAGCCGCGAGCUUGAAGGCCAGACCCUCAUUGGAGGAGAAACACCGUCUGCUCAAUUCAAUCGAGGUGAGGAUCCUUCGGUAUUGUCAUACGCUUCUGCAAAUCAAUCCUUCGCAGUCCAUUCUGAGGACCAAGACAUGGCUGGGCAUCAAGAGCAUGAGCGGCAGGUUGUUAACGAAGAUCUCGCGCCGCCUGGCGAUUCCGGGGACAGCGGUCCUCAGUCUGGCUCACUUUUGUCCACCAUUGACCACAAUGGUAAUUAUGGUGCAUCUGAUUCUAAGUCUCUUUCUGUGAAAAGAGAUACGAAGAGAGAUAAGGACAAUGCGACCCCCAACAGUUCUUCUGAAUCACGGAGAGAUCUUUUGAACAGAUUAAGAAAUGGGCCAUCAGAGCUAGGCGAUUCACUUGUCACUAGCGAAGACAACAGCGAAGCCGACGUCAAUAAUGGCAAUCAGAGUCCUGAGCGGUUAAAAGACAGUGUGCAGAACUCCUACCUGGACCUCAAUUUCUCGCCGCUUGACUCCCCACGGGCAUCCAAUUCGCGCUCUCCCAACCCACCAAUGAGUGCCCAACAGGAUGCCCAGUCUCAAAAGCAAGCCUCACUCCCUUCGGCAUUCGAUACAGAAUCCCCCGUCGCGUCUACUCGCUCCAAACUCUCUCAGCUAGUACAUGAAUCCGAACCCGCCUCCCAAAUACCCGCCUCCCAGGCAUCCGAGGUGAUUGACCUCACUUUCAGCCCACGUGAAUCUCCGGAACCCAGCACCUCCGACCAAAAUCCAUCCCAGCGCUCCAAAUUUGCAGUGUAUGGGAAGUCACAAGGUGAAAAGGACAUUCCUCGCUCGUCUGGACGUCCACCCCGAGCUUCUACGGGAAGACUCCAACAUAUGGUGGAAGUUAGUAUUAGUCCUUCCAGUCAGAAGAAGAGGCGCUCCUCGCGAAAGUUCUAA